This is a messenger RNA of Exophiala dermatitidis NIH/UT8656, 2908 nucleotides long. RefSeq lists its product as uncharacterized. The record is from RefSeq and is a predicted model, not a curated record. NCBI's taxonomy places the organism in Eukaryota, Fungi, Ascomycota, Eurotiomycetes, Chaetothyriales, Herpotrichiellaceae. Bases 1148 to 2293 code for a protein of 381 amino acids. The transcript has a single exon.
CGUUGAGAUGCCAUAUCCGCACUUCCAUGGCCUGUAAACUAGGGUAGCUAUCUACUGCCCGUGUAUAAUACCAGGGGCCCGGGAUGAGGUGCAGAGAUCGACAACCACUAGUACUGCCAUUCCCACAGAUUCCAAGGUUCCUAUACUGCCAUUACUCAAGACUGGUGCUUCUACUGCCCGUGGAGCGACUUCAACACCUAAAACCGCGCUCCAACAUCCGAGUCCCUACCAAAGGCGCAACUUGAUAUCAGUCACCCGAGACACCAACUGAACACCAACAACUCCACGAAUCCUCAUCUCACCGCUGUCCACGCCCACCCCCUCCGUUCUCUUUUCCGCACAUCUGCAAGGCUACUCCUGUACAUAGUCUCGCACCUCCGUUCACCCCCUCUUUCGACCUUCGCAAAUCCAGUCUACGGCCGGACUCAAUUGCCAACGGGAUUGCGCCGUUUCCGCCGCAUUGCUCGCCAUUGCUGCGUGGUGGCCCACAGGUGGACGAGGGCCAGCAGCCUCAGGUAUCAUUAAUAGCAUUUGUCCGCGGGAGAGAGAGGGGAACAAUACGAGACCAUCGACAGCCCAUUGCUGCAUCCUGCGCGGUCUUAGAUUUCCCCGGCUCAGCUCGCUCGGUCCAUCACAUGCUUGAGCAGCAAGCACCAGCUAGAUAAAAGAUCGAGUCACUCGAGUCUCACCCACACCGCUUCCAACAUCCCAUAAGCCUGCGACGACGUGUGAGCGCUGCAGUUUUACCAAAGCCCAAGAAGGAUCGACUCCUGCAUCCUGUCAUCAUCGGUAUCCAGCUUGAGCUGAUCGACUACUGGGCUGGCAAUUUUCUUGCUGCCAGGAAGUGUCGGAUCUGCGGUGCCGGGCACGAACCCCUGCAGCUCUGCCGCUUUGGCUGACACGCCCGCCUGAAAGUGAACACCGAGAGCCUUAGGAGCCUUACGCCCAGCAAUUAAAUCCCCACCGAUCUGAGCCCGCAACUUGGACUUGGCCCUGGAAGUGCUUCACUGGAAGCCCUGCACUGGAGCUGGCAGUGAACAGCAGCUCUUCAAGUUUCCUUACGUACAACUCGACUGCCCAUUCUUCUUCCGACCUUCACAGCUGAACUCCUCUUUCUACCCGUGAAGCAACUCAAACAAAGGCCUCAAUGAGCGUGUUGACGGUGACUGGGACCAGCAUCCCAGAUCCCACGCUGCCCAGCACCUAUACCUCUCCUCGCGCCCCGACCUCCUCCCUGCCUCGACACCCCGCGCAGCCAACGUCUUCGGUCACUUUCAGCCGACAACCAAGACAACCAUUUCCGAAUUCUACACUUCCUCAGAUAUCGCCGGCAAGGCCGGUUAGCAACCAUCAGCACUCACGGACCGCCUCCUCUGGCACCAUUAAUCCACCUGCACCCUUGCGAACCUCACCCUCGAAUAUUCCUGCCCCAGCCCAGCCUUAUCCCAGACACUCGCGGGCUCCGUCGUCUUCACAUUCCCGCCACUCGUCAAGUUCAAGCAACAUGAACAUGCAUCGACAAGGAACAUCCGCCUCCACCGCCAGCAUUCCCCGUCGUUCUACCUCAGGUCGAUCGACCUCCACAAAUAGUCCCACCUCUUAUGUCGCCUUGAUGCGGAAACAAAAAGCGACAGUCUGGUGUGAUCGAUCUCAAAAUAUCGACCCGCGCUUGGCGGCGGCCCAGAGAGCUGCCAAACAGCGGGCGGCACUUGAAGUCCAGGGCCACACAUCUACAGCACGCACAAGCACGAUCAGUUCUGGUGGAGUGGUGGGCAAAAUCAGACAUGGAGGAGUUCCGAAAGCCCCGGGAUAUGUUCCUGCCAACCUUAAUGGCACCACUGUACCAUUACGGCUAAGUGCGAACGAAAUGCUAGGCGAUGAGGACGAACGCCAAAGCCUAGGUGAUAACAGUAUGAUACACGCUCGAACGGGAAGCGGCCGAAGUAGCACAAACAGUGCAAAGUACCGCAGCGGAUAUCCCAGACAAGAUCAAGGGCGGUUCAGCACCACCAGCACGCCACCCAACGGUGAAGGGUCUCCUGGGCAGGGUAUUCCGGAAGAUAAAGAAACAGGUCCAAGUCACAAGAAUGACCGAUCAGAUAGUCAUUCCAGCGAGGAUUCUUUUGGCGAAUUCAAAGACAUGUCCGCGCCCAGCUCGGUGCAACAGGCCAUGAUGCAAGCAAAGCAGGCAGACGAUUUACGACGGCGGGGAAGCGUGGAUGAACGAACAAUGAGUAUGGGCCAGCCGGGAGUCCGGUUAUUCGUUGCCAAUCCGGAUGUGGAAGAGUCAUGAUCACCGCCGCAACGGUUCCGGAAGAUGGAACUGCUCUGCUGCUACUAUUACUACUACUAAUGCAAUGUACGAUGGUGACAAGUUAUUCAUGGGGACGAGGCGUACGGGGUUGAGGCGAUCUUUUUUGGGGGGUUUGGAGUUCCAUCCGACCCGGAUUUCAAGGUGAAAUAAUGCGCAGGACGCAAAGGGAGGCACAAUUGCACGGCAAUCUUGUGUAUGCGAGGGAAGGGAGAAUUAAUUCCUUUUCCCUCAAUCUCGGCCAGACCAGUAUCAAGCCUUCUGGCAAGGACCGCAACGGAGGAACUGGCGCCGGCGUGUCAGCACUAUUAACGUCGGCAUUGGCCGAUCGUGGCCGUCUCUCUUGAAGAUGUUUUAGCUGUUUGGGAGGUUUUGUCCAAUGCACGAUGGGACGUGCAGUGCCUGAGAUGGCAGUUUCGCUCAUGCCACAUUUGGCCGACGGAUGACAUGCUAUUCAAAUCCUGGCAAAGGGCCAAGAUUCACAGCAGAUUCUUGCAGCCUCUUGGGCUACCAGAUCAAUGGUGGUACUACUGUACCUGCCUCCCAUAGGUACUUCAUAGCUGUGAUAGUGUGUCAUCGCAUCACCAUUGCCAUCAG